Molecule: messenger RNA, 1605 nt
Organism: Hemiscyllium ocellatum (epaulette shark)
Lineage: Eukaryota; Metazoa; Chordata; Chondrichthyes; Orectolobiformes; Hemiscylliidae
Product: sphingosine-1-phosphate transporter MFSD2B-like
Exons: 14
Coding region: 1-1605 (534 amino acids)
Biological process (GO): carbohydrate transport
Cellular component (GO): membrane
Molecular function (GO): symporter activity
Source: RefSeq, a predicted model, not a curated record
AUGGCGAAUGGGUUGGUGGUUGAGCCACUCACCGUGGAACAGGCGAAGGAUGGUAACAGACUUCAUGGUGUAACCAAAGCAGAUAAGGUCUUCCCUGUUGAGGAUGAAGAAACAAGUAAAUUGACCAUAUGUAACAAGUUAUCCUUUGGAAUUGGAGGUGUUCCAUAUGAGAUGGUUAGAAGUAUUUUAGGAUUCUUCCUGCAAUUAUUUCUACUUGAUGUUGCACAGAUAUCUCCAUUUCAUACUUCUUUUAUAUUGUUCUUUGGAAGAGUUUGUGAUGCUGUCACUGAUCCUGCUAUUGGAUGGUUAAUCAGCAAAAGCAGAUGGACAAAGAUUGGGAGGUUAAUGCCAUGGAUAAUUGGGAGUGCCCCUUUUGCAGUUUUAUCCUACUUUCUUCUUUGGUAUGUGCCACCAUUUGGAAGAGGGAGAUUUUUGUGGUAUAUAUUCUUCUACGGUCUGUUCUCUACUCUGCUCACAUGUUACCAUGUGCCAUACUCAACUCUCACUAUGUUUCUGAGCAGUGACCUGAAGGAAAGAAACAGGGCAACUGUCUUCCGUAUGACAAUGCAAGCCAUCGGAACAGUGAUUGGAGUUGCAGUUCAGGGACAGAUUGUAGCAGAGAGUCAUAUCUCCCAUCAUUGCUUUGAACGUAACAUGUCAUCAUAUUUCAUUGUUAACUCCACACUCAAUGGCAACAUUAGUAAUCAGCAUACACUGGAGUCUAUCCUUGAAAUGAGGGAGUUAUACAUAAUUGCGAGUGGUGCUAUAGGCAGUAUUUAUCUCUUUUGUAUGAUUAUUCUGUUGUUUGGUGUGAGAGAGAGAGAUGACCCCUAUACUAAGAAGUCAGAAAAACCAAUUCCUUUUCUGAAAGGAACCAAACUUGUGUUGAGAUACAGCCCUUAUGUGAAGCUGACGGCAUCUUUCCUCUUCAUAUCGAUGGCUAUUAAGGUUUUAGAGGGGAACUUUGCUCUGUUUUGCACUUAUGCUGCUGAUCUUCAAUACCAUUAUCAAAACAUCGUACUUAUAAUUCUGGUAACUGCUGUAAUGAUUGUUCCCUUUUGGCAGUUUUUUCUGCAAAGGUUUGGAAAGAAAAUUGCUGUUUACUUGGGUACUAUUUGGUUAAUUCCAUUUUUAUUCUUGAUGGUUUCGCUUCCAAACAAUCUAAUUGUGGCCUAUCUGGCAGGAGCUUCCUCUGGUCUGAGUUUUGCUUCAUUUUUUCUGUUACCAUGGUCUAUGCUGCCUGAUGUUAUUGAUGCUUAUAGACUUGAAAAGCCACAAAUAAAGGGACUGGAAACCAUAUUCUGCUCAUUCUAUGUCUUCUUCACCAAGUUGGCUAAUGGAAUUUCUAUGGGAUUGUCUGCACUUAGCCUUCAUUUUGCAGGCUAUAAAACUGGAGCAUGUGUCCAGCCCCAGUCUGUGGCUUUCGCCCUAAAACUACUAGUGGCAGCUGUGCCUGUGGGACUGAUUAUGAUUGGGUUAAUAAUAUUCCGGUUGUAUCCAAUAACAGAAGACAUCCGAGUGAGAAAUGAACUGGCACUUGAAGAGCUAAGGCAAAAUGUCCACAUCAGUGGUCAGUCACUGACAAAUGUGGACAACGCAUCAUAA